AUGUUGUACAACUUGUAAGUUAAUGAACAUUUAAAAUAAUAUAUUAAUGAAUUAGUAAAUUUGUAAUUUUGUAAAUUAUUAUACAUUAUAUUAGUUACAUACAUUUUAAUAAUUUUAAUGAUUGCAUAUUUUUCAGUGCACAAAUAAAAUUCGUUUUUAAAAAUAUUGACUCGUACAUACUUCAGCGUACCUAAUUUGUAUUUGAUUUUUGUGAUAAUAUAUUUUUAUUUUACUUAAAUAUGUUUAUUAGUUAAUAGUAUGAUAUUUAUGUUCUAAUAUGCCAUAUAAAAAUAACAAGGCAGAAAAAAAAAUACUCAAUUGCAUUUGUGAAGUCAAUAUUGAUGGAAAAAUGGCUUUAGUAUCUUUGUAUGAUGAUCUUCCUCAUUUUGAGUACGACCUCACAAUUGAUAAUUUGAAGAAUUCAGUUAUAAAACUGAGAUCAUUGGUUCAAGAACUGAAACAACGUAUUAAAAAAUUGGAAAAUGAAAAUACUAAUUUCCAAACUGUUAAUAAUGUAUUGUCUAAAAAUAUUACAUCACUAUAUAAAACUGCUAGCAUUGAAAUCCAAAGGAAAGAUAAAAUGAUCGAUGACCUCCGAAAAAGUCAAGUUGUACCAUCCACAUCAAAAAUGUUUUCUUCUACUAAUAAUUUUCAAAUAGAAAAAACAAAAGUCAAUACAUUGUCUGAUAGCAAGAAAAAUAUAGAGCAAAUUGAGAAUACUAUAGAAAAACCCAAAGUACUAAACCCAAAUAAUAAUGAUAAUAUUACGACCAUUGUCAUCAAGCCAAAUCAUAAUAUUCCUAAAACAAUUUAUUAUAAAAGAAUGUGUCAAAAAUUAGUUCAACAAAAUGAUACCAUUGAUUCCAAAAAACAGAUGUCACAACAGAUAGAAAAUACAAAUACUGAUGAUAAGAUAACACAAGAUAAAAAUGAAGAACUUAAUAAAGAUGAAAAUGCAUUAAAAGAAAUGUCAACUUCCCUUAUUCAUAAUGAAUCUAAAGAUAUUAUUAAUUCUACGCUAGUAAUUUGUGAAUCAGAUAUAACACCAAGUGACUGUGAACUUGAUACUACCCCAGUUAUUCAUAGUGACAAUCAGGAGAAAGAUAAAGAAAAUGUUUCCAUAGAAUCAUUUUUUUCAAAACUAAAACAACCAGCUAAAUUUAAAAAAAAAUUAAUCAUAAGUCCAGCUACUAUUGGUGUUCAAAAUACACUUAACGAAAAUUUCAAAGGUGCUAAAAAAAUAAACAGUUUAGAUUCAACAACACAAUGUGAGAUUACUAAUUCACCAGAAAAACAAAUAAUAAAAUCUUUAAAUAAAGACACUCUGACAACAUAUAGUAGAAAUAAUUUUCCAGAGUUUGAUAUAAAAACAGAGGAUAAACCUUUUACAACAGACAUACUUCAUAACCAACAAUUAUUCACUCCUGAAAGUAAUAGUCAAAUACAAUCUAUAAAUAUUAAAUUUGAACAAUUCCCUAUUAGAAGAAAAAAAAAAGUUAUAGAAAAGGAUAAUAAUACUCUGGAAUUAAUUAAUAUGAAAAAAAGUUCACAGAAAACUAUAACUUGUUUGAGUUCUUCAAUCGACAAUGAAUUUAACAAGUCAAUAGAGAAUGAUAAAUGUUUGUCUGUGAAUAAUGAAAGAAAAUAUUCAAGUCCAUCUCAACAAAAAAAUAAUCAAUCAAAAUGCAAUUUAGAUACGCUUAAGUGUACAGAUAAUAUAACAGAAUCUAUAUACUUAAAUAAUUCUUGUAGAAGUCCCUCCAAAAAUAUAUCUAUUGAAACAAGUCCCACUAAUAAAACUGUUUUAUCAUCUAUCAACAAUAUUGAAGUUAAACAAGUUCCUAUUACCAGAACAACUAAUGCAAUACAAAGGGAUAAUAAUAAUUUAAACAAAUCUAAUAAAGUUGCCCACUCAUCAUGUAUUAAAGAUAAUAAAAAUAAGUAUGACUCAAAAAUGGACAGUAAAAAACUUUCUAUGGAUACACUUCAUAACCAAAAAUUAUGUACUUAUGACAACAAAAAACAAACAUCGUCUGUCAAUAUUGAAGUUGAACAAGUUCCAUUUAUAAGAAAAACAAAAGUAUUAGAAAAUGAUAAUAAUACUUUAAACAGAUUUAAGAAAGUUACUCAGGAAUCAUGUGUUAAAGAUCAUAAAAAUAAGUAUAGCUCAAAAAAGAAUGAUAAACAACUAUCAACAGACAUACUUUGUAACCAAAAAUUAUCCACUUGUGAAAAAAUAAAUCAAAAUAAAGUGCCAUCUAUAAACAUUGAAGUUGAACAAUUCCCUAUUAGAAGAAGAAAAACAGUAAUAGAAAAAGAUAAUAAUAGUAUUGCUCUAAGCAAUGUGAGAAAACGUUCAUGUGUUCCAUAUAAGACUUCUUCAAUCGAUAAUGAAUUUCACAAGUCAACUGAGAAUGUUAAAUUGUUGUCUAUGAAUAAUGAUAGAGAACCAUUGAGUCCAUCUCAACAAAAGAUCAAUCAAUCGACAUGCAAUUUAGAUACCGUUAAGUGUGCAAAUAGUAUAACAAAAUCUGAACAGUUAAAUAAUUCUUGUAAAAAAUUCUCCAAAAAUACAUCCAUUGAAACAAGUCCCACUAAUAAAACUGUGAUACCGUCUAUCAAUAUUGAAGUUGAACAAGGGUCCAUUUUUAGACAUUCUAAUGCAAGAAAAGUAAUAAUGCGAUCAACUUCUGAUGAUAAACAAGAAACAAAGAAUGGAAGACACGUUCAGUUAAUAACUAUAAAAGAUCAUUAUUCAAAACCAAUGUCUAGUUUUAAUGGUGCUAAAAAAAUAGAAAUCGAUGUUAGCAAAAAAUUAUUUCUUACAGAAAAAGUAGUAGAAAGUAGUAGUCACUUUUAUGUACCACAAGUGAAAAAAAGAAGAGCUAUGAAUUUCAGCAGUUCUGAUUCAUAAGUCUUUAAUUUUUCAUUUCUGAUUUUAUAUUUAUAAUUCUUUUUAAUAUUAUACAACAAUUAGUAAUUAUUUAAUUUUCUAUUUUCUAUUUUCUCGUCUAUACAUAAUAUAUUUAUUUUGAUAUAUUUGUACGCAUAUUUUACGUACAUCAUGAUAACAGAUCUACUUAAAUGGUGGAAAAGAAGUUUUGAGAUAAAGAGUGUCGAACAUAAUUACUAUAGUUUAUAAUUAUUAAUACAAUUAUUUUCAUAGGAGCUCGAUUGAACAUAAAUGGUUAAGCUAUUAUUAGCUAUAUUGUUUGAUUUAGGAAUAAGAUGGAACAUACCAUGUAAAUUUAUUAAAAAUGUAGUUAACUUAAAUGCGACUAAACUUCAAAUUUAAGGUACCUGAAAUCUAUUUUUAAUAUCUGUAUAAAAGUAUAAUAUUUUAAAUUUAUUGAAUAACCAUUUAAUAUUAAUUAUUGUUUUGAUUAUUAUUAUUAUUUGUAAAUUAAACUAACAUAUUAGAUUAUUAAUUGUUCAUAUUAUAUUAAAUAAUAUAUUAUAACUGUGUUAUCUGU
This is a messenger RNA of Metopolophium dirhodum (rose-grain aphid), 3473 nucleotides long. RefSeq lists its product as uncharacterized. NCBI's taxonomy places the organism in Eukaryota, Metazoa, Arthropoda, Insecta, Hemiptera, Aphididae. Bases 278 to 2914 code for a protein of 878 amino acids. The record is from RefSeq and is a predicted model, not a curated record. The transcript has 3 exons.